UUGGGAAAACUAGAGAGUCCCAUCUUCAGUUAUGGAUUCAUCUGUGGCUGUGAGCAGUGUAGUUUUUUGGGCCAAAUAGGAGACCAAAGUGGGGAUUCUGUGGGCCACUACAAGAACUGGAGACAUAAAAGAAAAGGAUUAGAGUAUUUAUUGUAAAUAGCCACAAGGAAAAAAAAAAAAUUACUCAGAUAGAAGAGGAGGAAAACGAAAGUUAUGGCGAGGAAGAGGAAAGUGGAAAGUAGCGCAGCGAUAGUAGAUGAGAGUGACAAAGUUUUGUAUUCAGCGUUUAGAAAUUCUGCUAAUGAACUCUCUCAAUUAUACUCUCAAGCAAUCAGUCAUAACAAGCUUUCUUUUGAAGCUGGACAAAGACAUGCUCUCGAGAAACUGAGUAACUGGAUGGCAGUGAAGCAGCAAGGUGGAAUGAUGGUGACACCAGAAGACAUUUCUACUUAUCUGCAGAGUGAGCUGAACAAUAUUUCCAAUGCUAGUUAUGACUCACAUGGUGGCCGGAAUGAGGUGAACUCAUCUAUCACAACUCCUGUCAUACAAAGCCAAGAUAAAAACCUAUGUUUUUCUUUCGAUUCAGAAAUGGAUACAACUCCCGAAGGAUCUGCUCACUAAUUUCUCAGUCUUUAUGAGAACUUGUAUAGAUUGAUAGAUUAAUUAAUGAGAAGAUAACACUCAAUUGAUCUGUCUUCUCCACUUGUGAAUCUUGGCAAAUUCAACUCUAUUCUUCUAAUCUCUAUCACACAUGAAGAUGGCUUCAUCUAUUUGCAUUCUCUA
This is a messenger RNA of Populus euphratica (Euphrates poplar), 783 nucleotides long. RefSeq lists its product as uncharacterized. The transcript has 3 exons. The coding region runs from base 214 to 621 and encodes 135 amino acids. NCBI's taxonomy places the organism in Eukaryota, Viridiplantae, Streptophyta, Magnoliopsida, Malpighiales, Salicaceae. The record is from RefSeq and is a predicted model, not a curated record.